Molecule: messenger RNA, 4876 nt
Organism: Pteronotus mesoamericanus
Lineage: Eukaryota; Metazoa; Chordata; Mammalia; Chiroptera; Mormoopidae
Gene: SEC22B
Product: SEC22 homolog B, vesicle trafficking protein
Exons: 5
Coding region: 136-783 (215 amino acids)
Biological process (GO): retrograde vesicle-mediated transport, Golgi to endoplasmic reticulum; vesicle fusion with Golgi apparatus; endoplasmic reticulum to Golgi vesicle-mediated transport
Cellular component (GO): ER to Golgi transport vesicle membrane; endoplasmic reticulum membrane; Golgi membrane
Molecular function (GO): SNAP receptor activity
Source: RefSeq, a predicted model, not a curated record
UGUUUCCGGCCACCUCAGCGGGAAGUGGAGACGUAAGGAGCUGGAUCUUGGGGCACUAACGUAGAGAUAGAACUGUAGUAGCGACGGAAGAAGUCAACCCUGCGGGCCAGUGCCGGGUCCCUGUAACCUGUGAAGAUGUUGUUGCUCACGAUGAUCGCCCGAGUGGCGGACGGGCUCCCGCUGGCCGCCUCGAUACAGGAGGACGAACAGUCUGUCCGAGAUCUUCAAAAGUACCAGAGUCAGGCUAAGCAACUCUUUCGAAAGCUGAAUGAGCAGUCCCCUACCAGAUGUACCUUGGAAGCUGGCACCAUGACUUUUCACUACAUUAUUGAGCAAGGGGUGUGUUAUUUGGUUUUGUGUGAAGCUACCUUCCCUAAGAAGUUGGCUUUUGCCUACCUAGAAGAUUUGCACUCAGAGUUUGAUGAACAGUAUGGAAAGAAGGUGCCCACUGUGUCUAGACCCUAUUGCUUUAUUGAGUUUGAGACCUACAUUCAGAAAACCAAGAAGCUCUACAUCGACAGCCGUGCUCGGAGAAACCUAGGCUCCAUCAACACUGAAUUGCAAGAUGUGCAGAGGCUUAUGGUGGCCAACAUUGAAGAAGUGUUACAACGGGGAGAAGCACUGUCAGCAUUGGAUUCAAAGGCUAACAAUUUGUCCAGUCUGUCCAAGAAAUACCGCCAGGAUGCGAAGUACUUGAACAUGCGGUCCACUUAUGCCAAACUUGCAGCAGUAGCUGUGUUCUUCAUCAUGCUAAUAGUCUAUGUGCGAUUCUGGUGGCUGUGAAGUAGUGACUCCGUUCACUGACAACGGAGAACCUAGAACCCGACAGGUGUAUGUUUUCAGGAAGCUGAGCUCACAGAGAUGCAUAUUAGAAUCCAAGUGGAACUUCUAAGGACCUUGCAAGAAAAGGCAUAUCCUGAAAAGGAAAGAUUACACCUCAUUUAAUAAAGCUUAACCCUCUGUAGAAAGUCUCUUUUGGGGGCAGAGGCUUUCUCUGGGUGCUAAGCCAUAUAUAUAUACAUAUAUAUAUGUAUAUGUUAGGGAACAGUAGAUUGUUUUGUUUUUUUCUCUCCCAGUUGUUUUACAUUUUUAAAACAGCACUGACUGGGGCAUUCUCAUUCUCGAACGGAGCCAUCAGUGAGAUUUAACUGAACCAACCUGUGCCAGCAGCAGUUGGAAAUUCCUUCAGAGAAGGCAGUCCUUUGGAAAGGUUUUUGAUUCUAUCUAAUCAACAUUCCUUUUGUUGGUGACAUUUGUGAUUUUCAGUAAUCUGAGUUUUUUGAUGGCCUUUUAAAUAAGACUCCAGUAUGUGAAGGUUAAUUGCUGUGCUGCAAAGAUCCUGUCUGUUGGCCCCUGUAGCAAGUUAACCUUUGGUGUAUCUUCCUUUUGUAUUUUGCUUAUUGCACAAUUGCUUUAUGGUUAAACGAAUUAUAAUAGGAUGCCUUGAAAUCAAUAUUAUAGCACUCCUUGAUUAAGAAGCUAAAAUGUUUUCUGUCAUUUAUUCCUUACAAGACUUAAAUUGUUUGGGACAUUCUUAAAUUUAUUUUUCAGCGUCCAGUUUUAUAUUAAUAGGAGUGAGCAUAGCAUACAUAUAGCCCGAGGCUCCUGACUUAAUGAGAACGGCCCAGCUCAUAACUACAGCUUUAUCCUGCCCCUUUCUCACUUUCUCUGCUACAGUUUUCCCACUGUCUUUUCCUCUUGCCACACUUUGUUAGCAUUUUUUAAAAUUCUUCUGUGCCCAAUAGUUUCAUGUCCCAUAAGCGUCCUGUCAGGACAGUCUCAAAUUUAAAAAUGGAAAGUGUCCAGCUGUGUAGUUAAUUAAAUUUAAGUUUUUGCGGAGUGACUACCCAAACUACUAAAUAUAUUUAUCCGAAAAAGUCUCUGAGAGCACCUCACACCUGCUUCAGUUUAUAUAAAUUCUCUGAGAUUCAUCUACAGCUACGUAACUCAUUUAUAGUGGCUUUUAUUAACAAAUAAAAGUACCUAUGAUUUUUCCCUUUUUUUGCUCAGGGAUAAUGGGGAUUUCCUUUUACCUUCUGAGAUAGAAUUUUUUAAACGGGAGAGUAGGCCUUUUCAAUAUUGUCACAAGGAUCUGCAGUGUAACCUAUAACUCCUACAAAUACUGCAAAUACUUCUUUAAAUUGUAGAGGAAAACGAGCCAACUUCUUACUUCUUAACAUCUUUGGAAAGAACUUUAACCAGUAAGUAAUUUUAUAACUAUGGGGUCAUCAAAGCUACUGUCCUGAUUACUGAUAAAGAAAAAAUUCUAUUUCCUUGUAACAAGGCAAGGAGAAAUGCUUAUUUUAUUCCUGGUAAUUUCCAGAACUAGAUAAAAAAUUUUUUUCUUCCCAUUUUGGACUGAAAUCUGCCAAUUGGCAUUUUGUGCACGAAAUAUGAAGUUACUUUUUUUUUUUAAUAGAAAAUAAGUUCUUUUAAGUCCUUGAAAGGCUUGUCCCUAAGUAACGAUGUUGGUAAUAAAAGCCUUUGAAAGUCUGAAAAGCUAAGUAGUGGUACCAAAGCAUUUGGUGCUUCUGUAGGGGUGGAGAGUGGCAGCUCGUUGUUGAGAGUUGCAUGCUGUAACCAAGUGGUCAGCAGUGAAAUAAAUACUUCUAGAAUGUUCCCUGCAGUGUGAAGUUUUGUUAUCUAGAUUAUUUAUGUACUUAUAACUUUCUAGGUAUAUUUCUAUGUAAACUCAGUGGGUUAAUUUAAAAAAUGAGAAGAGGGGUUAUAGAAUGACAAACAAAGGAGUUAUAAAAAAUGUUUAAGAUUACGAUGGUAAAAAAAAGAACAAGACUGUCAUAAUGUUGUUCCCUCUCCUGUUCUUUAUUGGAAGUGGUGGGAAGGAAAGAUCUGACCAGAUGAAAUGUACCAGUAACCAAACAGUGUAGUGUACAGGGUUACUAGGGGCACAUUGAGGAAAGACACCUAAUUUACUUUGUGGAGUGUGGUAAGAAGAGGAGAAUGGGAUAGUCUAGAUAGAGGCAAAGGCUUAUACAAACUCAUGAGUUAAAAGAAUAAGGCUGGUUCAACGGUCCUAGUAGGAUAAGUGUGGACAAUGGAGACAGGAAGAAGAACUAGACAGGUCCACUGUCAUAAGGGAUUGUCUACUAUGCUAAGGAGCAUAGACUACCACUAAUGUCACGGGCAAGAGAUGACAUCAGAUUUAUAGUUUCAAAUUCUGGCCAUAGUGUAAAAGUUAGUAUUAGAGAGGGAUAAGCCUAGAAGUAGGAAAGUGAAACUAUGGAGCCAUCAGAGGUAAAAUGAGACAUAGGAGACAGGCUUCAAAUGACUUUCAAGAAAGGAGUUACCCCAGGUACCAUAUAAUAACAUACAUAAUGCUUUAUUUACUGGGAGCUAAUUUAAUUUUUACAUUGAAGUAAGGUUCACACAAUGUGAGUGAAGGAACUUUUUACAAAGGAUACUACUCUGAGGCACAGAGAGUUAAUUUGCUCAAAGUUGCUGAGCUAGCAAGUGGUCGGAGCUGUGAUUUGAACAGUUUGGCUCCAGAGUCUGCUUUCUCCAUUAUACACCACCACCAAGUGGCCAGAUAAGGACCAAAGAAUAUUUUGAAUUGAGCAAUUAGAACUUCAUCAUACAGACAGAAGUAAUUCCAGAGAAUGGGGACAGAAGUCAGGUCGCAGUGGGUUGAGCAUCAUGUGAAUUACUAGGGAGAACUACUCUUAUAAGCAGUUUUUCUGGUUACAACACUGAACUUCCCAAGAUGCUUAUUAAAUUAAGAAAUCUCACCAAUGUUAAAAUACAGCAAUAUUUGGCAGAUUGUACAUCUGUUCAUUUAAAUGUCAAACUGAUUCUUAAGCUUUUUGAAAGGACUUUGAAAAUCUGAUAAAAGGUAUGUGCCUUUACCCGAGAAAAACAUUCAUAUGUACAUGUGUACUGAAUAUCUCUUACUAUGUCAGAGAAUUCAAGAACUCCAUAAAGCCUGCUCAUAACCCAGUAAUCCUCCAGUUAAAAACCCCAGAUUGUAGAAUGUGGAACUCAAAGGUAAGUACCCAAAAGCCUUGGAAUCUGUCCAGCUCUGGUGAAUUGGAAGAAUUCUGUAGUUUGAAUUAACUUUGUGGAUGAGAUGCACUCCUGAAAGAUGGUGUACAAAAAAAAAAAAUUCUAUCAAUAUUUUCGUGUAGUGCAUUUUAGGGAGCUGGUUAUACAGAAAAACAUUUGGGUCUCAGUUCCACAAAAUCAUGGUUAAGGAUCUUAAAUUUUUUCUACUUUUAUCAGUAGGAAGUCUAGCAAAAGUAAGUUAAGACAAAUAGAUAAUUAUUUCUGCACACGCAAUGUUUAAUACUACAUGUAUAAGAAAACAUCUCAUGAUUUCCCAUCUUAUUGGGAGUUUAUAUGAUCAAAGGCUUGAAUGUUGGUGGCCACGCAAUUAAGGCUUUUUGGUUAAUGUAUUUAGCAAAACUAUUGAACCCUCCCCUGCUUGUCUUCAAACAGCUCAGCAAAAAGGUGUAAAGUGCCAUAGGUAUAUAGAUGUUACUACAAUAAUUGCAAAUAAGCUUAUUGGACCAAGUAGCUUGUACUGUAAAGGUCUCUAAAGAAAAUAUGUAGCAUGUUACACAGUUUGAGAUAGAAUGGGCAAAUGAGUCUCAACUCCUUCCUUAUUACAGUGAAGGCUGAUGCAACAGUAUAAAACUAGAGAAGUGUAAUCACUCAGUUGUAAUAAAGUUUGUUUCAAGUGCUGUAACCGAAUCCAUGUUUUAGAUUAGAAAAACUUGGAAAUUUGACUUUCGUGUACUAGUCAACAACAUUCAAUUUUUUUCUUCUAUAACCUUCAUUUACUGAGCACUGCAUAUUAGACAUGUUGCACAUAUUAUUACAGUCCUCAUAACCAUUUUCCCUGCUUGCCCAAGGUCACAGC